AUGGUGUCUUCGAGGACGUUUGGAUCCCGUCGUUGGGCGGAUCGUCAGAGGCGACCAGCCGACGGAUCAUCCAGUGGACCAGCAUCUGGCAGAGCCCCUAAAUUUUGCUCGAGCAUUCCGCCACCCCGGCUCAUCAUAGCUCCAAAGCUGUCCACUGCUCCUACUGGACCAACGCCAGAAGCAGUAUCUGCUUCAAACGUUCUGUGGAACCGUCUGAACACUGAAAAGCGGACCAGUGAGCCCCUUCUUCCGACGCCGACUUCAAAGACCCCGAUCCAGGAAAAUUUUGGAUUCCGCGGAGGAUAUCCGGAGAAAUGCCGAAGACCAGAGCUGGAAAAAGACGAGGAAUGGAAGUUUCUCUAUGAGAAACCGUUGGAAGAUUUAGCUGCUCCAGCUCCAUCCAAACAACCAGCCAAGGUGCUUGGCCCAAUCAUCGACCUGACUGGGGAUUCGGACGACGAGGAGCCGAGUGCAGAAGAUGAGGAAGCGCUGGCUAGAAUUGAAAGGCGUGUUCGAGAGGAGAGCAGGAGAUUGGAACGAAGAAGACGCCGAGCUGCUGCGGAUGCUACAUCUCAUAAGCCAGAAUGA
This is a messenger RNA of Caenorhabditis briggsae, 588 nucleotides long. The record is from RefSeq and is a predicted model, not a curated record. NCBI's taxonomy places the organism in Eukaryota, Metazoa, Nematoda, Chromadorea, Rhabditida, Rhabditidae. The transcript has 7 exons. The coding region runs from base 1 to 588 and encodes 195 amino acids.